Messenger RNA from Cheilinus undulatus (humphead wrasse), 2409 nucleotides. RefSeq names its product protein kinase cGMP-dependent 2 (gene prkg2). The record is from RefSeq and is a predicted model, not a curated record. The coding region runs from base 97 to 2409 and encodes 770 amino acids. Lineage: Eukaryota; Metazoa; Chordata; Actinopteri; Labriformes; Labridae. The transcript is spliced from 19 exons. Gene Ontology annotation, biological process: protein phosphorylation. Gene Ontology annotation, molecular function: ATP binding; cGMP-dependent protein kinase activity.
GUCUGAGUACGGAUGCCGGAAUGAUCAAACUCUGUGUUUCUUCUUUAGAUCCGUCCUCAGAGGUGGAGUGAAGGCUGAAGCUGCACAGGUGUCAGGAUGGGGAACGGGUCCAUGAAAUCCAAACGUUACAAGCACGCUGACGGUUGUGGGUUCAAACACCCGUCCAUGGACUCUCUGAGGGCCCGGGUGGAUGAGCUGGAGCGCGAGGGGAAGCGGCGGGAGGAGGAGCUAUGUACCAAAGAGCAGCAGAUCAAAGGUCUGCAGGAGCAGCUGGCCAAGCAGACUAGGGUCCUGGCAGAGCUCAGCGAGGAGCUGCAGACUAAAUGCAUCCAGCUCAACAAGCUGCAGGACGUCAUGAAGAACCAGAGCGGGGCAGCAGCCGCCGCAGCGCUGGCCUCCAGACCGCCGUCAGUGAAAACGUGUGGGAAGAACAGCCCCAACCUGAGCGUACGCAUCAAGGAAACGCUGAACAGAAGGAAAGGGGCCAAAGCUGGAGUGUCUGCAGAACCGACAUCCAGGACCUACGACUCCAGCAGCAUGCCAAAGUUCUCCUUCGAGAAGGCCCGGAUACCCAAGGACGCGAGUGUGAAGAAGCUGCUGGUUGACGGUCUCCUGAAGAACCAGUACCUGAAGCGUCUGGAGCUGCAGCAGAUUAAAGACAUGGUGGAGUGCAUGUACGAGAGAACGUACCAGCAGGGGGAGUACGUCAUCCAGCAGGGGGAGCCGGGGAACCACCUGUUCGUCCUGGCAGAUGGGAAGCUGGACGUGUUUCAACACAACAAACUGCUCACGUCAAUAACGGUGUGGACGGCGUUUGGAGAGUUAGCCAUCCUGUACAACUGCACGCGGACCGCAUCGGUCAAAGCGGUGAAUGAUGUGAGGACCUGGGCUCUGGACCGGGAGGUGUUCCAGAACAUCAUGAGGAGGACGGCCGAAGCACGGCACGAACAGUACCGCAAUUUCCUGAGAAGUGUUUCUCUGCUGGCUAAUCUACCCGAGGACAAGCUCAGCAAAAUCGUGGACUGCCUGGAGGUGGAGUAUUACGACAAAGGAGAGUACAUCAUCAGGGAGGGAGAGGAGGGCAGCACCUUCUACAUCAUCGCUCAGGGGAAGGUGAAGGUAACUCAGACCACAGAGGACCACAAACUGCCUCAGAUCAUCAACACGCUGCACAAAGGAGACUACUUUGGAGAGAAGGCGCUCAUCAGUGAUGACGUCAGAUCUGCCAACAUCAUCGCUGAGGAGAACGGGGUGGAGUGUCUGGUCAUCGACAGAGAGACGUUUGAUCAGACAGUAGGAACCUUCAAUGAGCUGCAGAAAUACCUGCAGGGCUACGUGGCCACGCUGGAUCGAGACGACAAGAAGAGAAACGCCAGGAAGUCAGUGUCCCGUCAUCAGAGCCAGCCGCUGCCUCCAGACAUCCUCCAGCUGAAGGAGCUGGUCUCCAUGUUUCCUCCAUCUCGACCAUUCGACCACCUGGAGGUCAUCGCCACGCUGGGGGUCGGCGGCUUCGGACGAGUGGAACUGGUGAAGGUUCGGGGUCAGGACGUCUCGUUUGCUCUGAAGGUCAUCAAGAAGAAACACGUGGUGGACAACAGGCAGGAGGAGCACAUCCACUCAGAGAGGAAGAUCCUCGCCGAGGCCAGAUCACCCUUCAUCGUCAAACUUUACCGCACCUUCAGGGAUAAUAAAUAUGUGUACAUGCUGCUGGAGGCCUGCCUGGGCGGAGAGGUGUGGAGUCUGCUCAGAGACAGGGGGAGUUUUGACGAGCAGACAGCCAAGUUCUGUGUGGGCUGUGUCACUGAAGCCUUCGACUACCUCCAUCGUAAAGGAGUCCUCUACAGAGACCUGAAGCCUGAGAACCUGAUGCUGGACACUGAGGGGUACAUCAAACUGGUGGAUUUUGGAUUUGCUAAGAAGAUCCGCUGUGGACAGAAGACGUGGACGUUCUGUGGGACGCCAGAGUACGUGGCGCCUGAGAUCAUCCUCAAUAAAGGCCACAACUUCAGCGUGGACUUCUGGUCUCUGGGGAUCCUGGUCUUUGAGCUCCUCACCGGCAGUCCCCCGUUUGCAGGGACGGACCAGAUGAUGAUAUACACGCUCAUCCUGAAAGGCAUCGAGAAGAUGGACUUCCCCAAAAAGAUCACCAAGAGACCUGAGGACCUGAUACGGAAACUGUGCAGGAAAAACCCUUCAGAGCGCCUGGGAAACCUGAAGAACGGAAUCAUGGAUAUUAAGAAGCACAGGUGGUUUAACGGCUUUAACUGGGAGGGGCUGAAGGCCAGGACUCUUCCAUCGCCACUGAAGAGAGAAGUUAAAGGACCCACGGACCACAGUCAUUUCGACAGCUACCCUCCGGACGAGGACGCCCCUCCCGAUGAGCUGUCAGGCUGGGACAUGGACUUCUGA